AUGAAUGAAAUUAAAUUUCUUAGACAAGAGAAUAAUAAACCAAUUGCUAAGAUUACUGGGCUUGAGGUUGAGAAUGCCAAUGUUAGAACCAAUUAUUAUAAGACUAUAAAUAAGGUUAUAAAUCUAAAGGCUGAGAUCAAUAAUAAAAUAGAAAAGUUAAAGAACUAA
Acaulospora colombiana is the source of this 168-nucleotide messenger RNA. NCBI's taxonomy places the organism in Eukaryota, Fungi, Glomeromycota, Glomeromycetes, Diversisporales, Acaulosporaceae. The record is from the annotation of a GenBank genome assembly.